This is a messenger RNA of Pollicipes pollicipes, 1524 nucleotides long. RefSeq names its product dual oxidase-like. The record is from RefSeq and is a predicted model, not a curated record. Lineage: Eukaryota; Metazoa; Arthropoda; Thecostraca; Pollicipedomorpha; Pollicipedidae. Gene Ontology annotation, molecular function: calcium ion binding; heme binding; peroxidase activity. The coding region runs from base 1 to 1524 and encodes 507 amino acids. Gene Ontology annotation, biological process: response to oxidative stress. The transcript is spliced from 4 exons.
AUGGCGUCGCAGAUCGCCGAGCGCGAGGACGCCGUGCUGUGCUCGGACGUGCGCGACAAGCUGUUCGGACCGAUGGAGUUCUCGCGCCGCGACCUGGGCGCGCUCAACAUCAUGCGCGGGCGGGACAACGGCCUGCCCGACUACAACACCCUGCCAAUGAUCAAGAAUCUGACCGAGGUGAACCCGGAGCUGGCCAGCGAGCGGCCCGAGCUAUUCAAGAAGCUGAUGGACGCCUACGGAGACGAGAUGAUGAACAUUGACCUCUACGUGGGGGGCAUGCUGGAAAGCCGGGACGGGCCUGGCCAGCUCUUCCGUGCCAUCAUCAAGGAGCAGUUCCAGAGACUUCGUGACGCCGACCGGUUCUGGUUCGAGAACACCGAGAACGGCAUCUUCACGGAGACGGAGGUGGAGGCAGUCAAGAGGGUGCGCCUCUACGACAUCAUCCGGGCCACCACGGACAUCGGCAGCGGGGACCUCCAGGAGACCGUCUUCUUCCACUUGGCCGACGACCCGUGUCCGCAGCCAAUGCAGCUCAACGCCAGCAAGAUGGAGCCGUGCCGGCUGCUCGGCGGACACGACUAUUUCCAGGUGACGCGCAGGACGGCAACGAGGGUAACGUACAUCUACGCCUGCAUCUUCCUGGCUGCCGUACCGCUGCUGUGCAUGGGAGCCGCCUACGGCGUGGUCAAGCUGCAGAACAGGGCGCGCCGCCGCUACCGCAUGAAGCAGGAGGAGAACAACAACGGCAGGUCCACGGACAAGAUGUUCGUCACCGAGUGGCUGCAUCAGAACCACCGGCGCAACGUCAAGAUCAAGUUCGGCCCGGACGUGGCCUUCCAUACGGUCAACAGAAAGGGUAUCAAGCUGCGCACGGCCCGCUUCGGCAGCGUGGAGACGGUGGUGGUGGAGGUGACGGACGACGUGCGUGGCAAGCCCAUGUGCCUGGUCCGCGUGCCCGGCGACCAUGACGUCGUGCUUGACUUCGACUCGGUUAACCUACGCAAGCGCUUCCUGGCGAAGUUGGAGCAGUUCCUGGCUGGUCACAACAAGUCGAUAGAGACCGUGUCCACCUACAAGGAGCAGAUGCUGCAGAAUGCCGACACCAAGGAGCGUCGCCAGAAGCGGCUAGAGCACUUCUUCCGCGAAGCCUAUUCGCUGUCGUUCGGCAGGAAGCCGGGAGAGAAGAAGGUGGAGGUGUCCAACGACAUCAUCAUGGUGAUGCGCACGUCACUCACGAAGCGUGAAUUUGCCAGCGCGCUCGGCAUGAAGGCCGACUCGGUGUUCGUGCAGAAGAUGUUCAACGUGGUGGACAAGGAUGGCGACGGGCAGAUCAGCUUCCAGGAGUUCCUCGAAACCGUGGAGCUGUUCUCGCGCGGCACCAUCGACAACAAGCUGCGCAUAAUUUUCGACAUGUGCGAUAACGACCGCAACGGCACCAUCGACAAGGACGAGCUGUCCGAGAUGUUGCGCUCCUUGGUCGAGAUUGCCAAGACCAACAGUCUGACGGACGCCCAAGUCGAUUGA